This is a messenger RNA of Arctia plantaginis, 645 nucleotides long. The record is from the annotation of a GenBank genome assembly. Lineage: Eukaryota; Metazoa; Arthropoda; Insecta; Lepidoptera; Erebidae.
AUGGCUCUCUGGCGUCCAUACUUAGAAGAAACCGCUCUAGAUUUUAGCACUUGCAGUCAGAUCUCGCCCUCGCCCUCGUACUUUCAGCCAGUGGUCAAAGUUGAGAGGAUCUCGCCUGACUUUCAACGGACUCAGUUAUACUACGAGUCGUACAACCCGAUACCUUCACAACAUUAUGAAGCUAGCCAACCUUUGACAUCACAUGCUGGACCGACUUUGCAGGAAUCAUCCUGUGAAAGCUGGUCCCAGGUGAACUCGAACGCGCUUUUUCCCAAUGUUCCUUCGCCGUCAGAGUUGUACGAGAACGAUUCCCUCUCUGAAGACGAAGAGUACCAGGAGUUUGAGAGGGAAUCAUUUCGGGCCAUGGCGGCGAAGAACGGAGGAUGCAUUGUGAAAAACAAUCCGAGGAUGCGGCGAGUUGUGCAGACAGCUGAGGAAACCAAUGAAUACAAAGAGAAAAGAAUCAAAAAUAACAUUGCGGCCAAGCAAAGCCGUGAUCGGCGUAAACUGCGGGAAGCUCGCCUUGGGGUUCGGGUGACUUUCUUGAAGAAGAAACUCGCUGAGCUGAAGGCGAAGCUUAACAAUGGUGCUUGUGCUCAAUGUAUGAAUUCACAACGGACUUUAAGGUCACUGUGCUACUUGUAA